Messenger RNA from Impatiens glandulifera, 2207 nucleotides. RefSeq names its product bZIP transcription factor 29-like. NCBI's taxonomy places the organism in Eukaryota, Viridiplantae, Streptophyta, Magnoliopsida, Ericales, Balsaminaceae. Gene Ontology annotation, biological process: regulation of DNA-templated transcription. Gene Ontology annotation, molecular function: DNA-binding transcription factor activity. The transcript is spliced from 5 exons. The record is from RefSeq and is a predicted model, not a curated record. The coding region runs from base 347 to 1867 and encodes 506 amino acids. Gene Ontology annotation, cellular component: nucleus.
AGUUUUUGAUAUACAAAAACCAGGGUAGAGAAGGAAGAAGACUUGAUAGAGAAAGGAGUAACGAAGAAGAAGAAGAAGAAGCCGGACGGGAUUUGACUGAAGCUGCCGUCUUGGAUUACAUUCUCCAUUGAUCUUUACAAGAACUGUUGCCAAAUGUGGCGGUGGAACUCUUUACUAUCUUGAACAGCCGGCUGUCAUUGUUUCUGAGCUUAAAAUAAUCGCAUAACGAGCCGACGAAGAUCCGUUGUUAUUGAGUUCGAUUUCUUCGUUUUCUAGGGUUAUUAGGCAAGUGUAUGUUGUUAUUGUGAUACCCUUUUUUUUUUAAAUUGUUAAUCAGUUUGAAGAAAUGGAUGAUACAGAGGAAGUUAGAAUGGAUAUGAUUCAAAGGUUACAAUCUUCUUUUGGAACUUCACCUUCUUCACUUCAAAAGAAACCUAUUUCCAUUAAUCAAUUAGAUAUACCUCACUUUAAUACCUCCCAAAUUCGUGCUCCCGUGAGGCAAUUUUCAUCAAAUUUUAGUGCUGAAGCGAGUAAAAGAGUGGGCAUGCCACCUUCCCAUCCACAUAUCCCACCGAUUUCACCUUAUUCACAGAUCCCAAUGAACCGUCCAGUUAAUCAACAAAGUUUCAGUCCUGGACCGACUCACUCUCGAUCUUUAUCACAACCAUCAUUCUUCUCUCUCGAUUCCUUACCUCCGCUUAGUCCAUCUCCUUACAAAGACUCGCCAGCUUCAUCCAAUUCCGGCCCAUUAUCAACUGAUGUGUCAAUGGAGGAUAAAGAUGUGAAUUCUCACUCGAUGUUGCCUCCUUCUCCUUUCACAAGAGGUGGUCCAUCAAGGGUUGGAGAAAGCCUUCCACCUCGAAAAGCCCAUCGUCGCUCCAACAGCGAUAUUCCAUUUGGAUUUUCCAGUAUGAUUCAGCAGCCUUCGCCUACAUUUGUUCAGGUUAGGGUUCCACCUGUCCAAUUAGUUAAACGGGAAGUAAGUUGGGAUAAAAGCAGUGAGAACAACUCAGAUGAGACUGGUGAAGUUGGGGAUGAUCUGUUUUCUGCUUAUAUGAAUUUGGACAACAUCGAUGCUUUGAAUUCUUCUGGGACAGAUGAAAAGCAAUCGAAUGAUAAUAAAGAGGACAGCAGAGCGAGUGGCUCGAAAACUAAUGGAUGUGAUAGCAGUGAUAAUGAAGCAACCAGCAGUAGUGUCAAUGAAACUGGUAAUAAAAGGGAAGGAGUUAAAAGGAAUGCAGGUGAAGAGAUUGGUCCGACAUCCAGGCAUUAUAGAAGUCUUUCGAUUGAUAGUUUCAUGGGAAAGAUGAAUUUUGGCGAGCUCCCACCUGUCAAUUCAAUUGAUGCCAAGUCAAAUAAUGGCUUCAGUUUGGAAUUUGGAAACGGAGAAUUCAGUGGUGCAGAACUUAAGAAAAUAAUGGCUAAUGAGAAACUUGUUGAAAUAGCUUUGAGUGAUCCUAAGCGAGCCAAAAGGAUCUUGGCAAACCGCCAAUCUGCUGCACGUUCCAAGGAAAGGAAAAUGCGAUAUAUUGGAGAGCUGGAACACAAAGUUCAGACACUACAGUCGGAGGCAACUACUUUGUCUGCUCAACUGACUCUUCUGCAGAGAGAUUCUUCUGUACUUACUAACCAGAACAAUGAGUUGAAGUUUCGUAUAGAAGCCAUGGACCAACAGGCUCAACUUAGAGAUGCUCUGAAUGAAGCAUUGUCAGCUGAGGUUCAGCGAUUGAAGAUGAUAACUGCGGAGAUGAACGGUGGAGAUCCAUCCAAGUUUCAACAACUCUCUCUCAAUCCCCAAAUGUUUCAGGUACACCAUCAGCAACAACAACAAACCCUAAAACCCACACAGCAUGAAUCCAAAUCCUAGGUUGGGAAGGAGAACAAAAAUAAAAAGUGUCUACAGCAAAACCUGUUUUGAUUUCCCCUCCAUAGUUAUUACUAUUGUUUUUUUGUGUGGGUCGAGAGUCCUAUUUAUUCUUUAAUUGUUUUCGAGUAAACACAAUCAAUCAAGCUAUGUAGUUAACAGAUACCAGUCCUAUUAUCUAAGACGUGUUGGAUUAGGGUUUUCAUGCAGAAAGAAAAACUUAUAUAUUUUAUAGUUAUUUACUUUGUCUGGACAACAGUUGGAGAGUUAAAGACAGUCUUUUGUUAUUCUCUAUGAGUUUCUGUUAUAUAUAAAUCCAUAAUGGAAGGUAAACUUGUCAUUC